Messenger RNA from Bursaphelenchus xylophilus (pine wood nematode), 16879 nucleotides. The record is from the annotation of a GenBank genome assembly. Lineage: Eukaryota; Metazoa; Nematoda; Chromadorea; Rhabditida; Aphelenchoididae.
AUGGAAGAGUGCGCCAAACAAGGCGCAGAACUUGUAAAUAUUGUCCGCAGCGCGCAGAUCGACCAGACCUUGAUCGUGGAUUUGAACGAGAUUGUUCAAGAGGCCGAAAGGAAUGGCCUCAACGAACGGGUGUGGCUGGUUGGUGGUCUGCAGGACGCGCUGGCUGUUCCUCAGCUCGCCUACGACUUGUGGUUGACGACGAACCGAAUCAUGGAGAAGAGAUCGGUGGAGAGGAAAGUGUUGGCGCUGGAAAAACGAUUCGGCAGCGAGGAGUUGGAAAUGUAAGCAAAAAAUGAAUGCAUGUUUCAAGGGUUUUUGUGGUGUCUAUCAAUCUGUCGGGAAAAUAAUCAGCACUCUGUCACAUUGAAAAUUGAAUCGUCGCCGAGAAAAUGAAUUGUGUCGCGGCAAAAACAAAUUCUUUUCAUUUCAGCGUUUGGCGCAGCGACAUUGUGCUUAUUAUUUUCCCGACAGACAGAUAAAUUUCGCUACGAAUUCUUCUUUGAUCAUUGCAAAAAUUUAUGUCAAGAUAAUUCUAGAUCCUCCGUACCCGCCGACAAGCCUCUCUCAUACAUCUGCGGACUUCUCCCGCUAACUCGCCGGCGUCUUCUUUACGAAGAAGCCUUCCUGCCCAAAGGUGUCCCCUACUUUAUCGAGGAACCCAGUGCCUCCUACUCGUACAUCAAUCGGCCCGAUGGGCAUUUCAUUACCAUCCCAUGCAGAGCCGAAGGCAACCCAAAGCCGGUAAUAAAAUGGUUCCAAAGUGGCGUGGAGCAAGUGAAUUUGGACUCGAACAGCUCGUCGUUUAUUGUCAGCGGAGGCGCAUUGCUAAUUCCGGUGGGGAAAGAGCACAUUGCCGAGGUUAUGACAUUUCAUUGUACCGCCACAAAUUUGCUGGGUAAGCUUGUGGCUUUAACUUGUUUUUAUGGCGCUACUACUUUUCGAGUCAGCGAAAGUUCGGGUUACUCAUACGGAUCGUAUCGGUUCGUAUUUGUAUGCAUGGGGGAGGCUAGGUGAGGGCUUAGUCCGUAGAAAUAGUAAAAUUCAUCUGAUCCUAGGACAGCUUACCACCCACCCAUUUUAAACUAUUUUGCAUGUACUGAAAUCAACCUUAUCCAGAUAAACGUUAUGGAUUUUCGUUUUUUUUGCAAAAUUUCAAAUUUCAGUCUUAUAUAUGUUACAAUAACUCAGAUAAAGGCAACUAAUGUUAGUAACAGCUAAAAUUAGAAAAGUGGACGUAUUUCAAGUCUUCGCCAAGCCUCCGCCGAGCCCACGCCGUGCGUUUGCCGGCCACAGGCCUCGUAAAUACUUCUUACAGCCUUUUUUUGGGUAUCCACUUGCUCUACCCCCCGUAUUGGUGGAUUUUGCAUUGACCCGAACUGUCGUUGACCCGAAAAAUCGAGACGCGUUUUUUAGGCCAUCUGAAGUCAAGGUUGGGCCAAUAUGCCUUUCAGAAUUGCUUUGCUUUAUGUAAUAUCCUUCCAAAUCUUUUCAGGCACAAUCAGAAGCUCCUCCACAAUAAUCCGUCCGGCUUUUAUUGAGCCAUUCCGACCAAACAGACUUGACGCGUAUCCAUUGUCGUCCAGAGGAGACGGAACCAGGCUGGAUUGCCAAGCCCCUCCACAUUAUCCAAGUGGGUUUGAAAUCUCUUGUAACAUUAUGCAAAAGGGCAAAAACCUUUACUUUUUUUAAUUUCGACGCUGACUUUUCCGAUUUUGAAAAGACAUUUUAACGACAAUAUCGCUAAAAGAAUUGAGGUGUUUUGUCUAGAAGAAUAAGACAAAAGAGACGAAAGAUUCAGGACUGAUCCGAUUUUGUCCUUUUUAUGUUUGUUUUAUGGAUUUUUUGCGGCUAUUUUUGCGUUUUGUCCCGAGCACUAGGCGUUUUCAAAAGUACAUAGACUUUUUUCGCGGUGAACUGUGCACUUUGCUUUUUUGCAUUGUGCGAUAAUGUCUGUCGCGCUCGCAAAGUUCGUGGCGACAAAAAAUCUUUGUGUCGCGGCGAUUUUUCAACCGCAUUUGCAUAAGGUGAAAGGCAAAGUUGGGAGAGCUAGCGAAGAAAAAGUUGCUGCUAUUUUAAAAAAGCGUAGUAUCAGUCUGUCGGGAAAAUAAUGAGUACAAUUGCGUAAAUUGCGUCGCUCAAAUCAAAAGAAAUUUGAUUUUGCCGCGACGAAAUUAAAUUUUCCGGCGGCGAUGCAAUUUUUGGUUUUUAUGCUCAUUAUUUUCCCGACCUACUGCCGGUAACCUGACCGAACUGUUAUCAGGUACCAAUUGCUCAAAUAACUAAUAGGAAGGCUUAGAAUUCACCGAAGCCCCGGAAAUUCUCCAACGACUCUCUGUAGCGCCUUCAGCGCACAAAAAAUCAACGUCUUCUGCAAGCCCUCGGCUUGUGAGAGUAUAAGACAUAUUAUGCCUGUUAUUAUUUGCAUUUCUAUAUAUUUUUUUCGACCCGAAAAGCCAUUGAGUACACUCUUUUCGCUGUUUCUUUUGUUUGUUCACCUAAUUCAAGUCGGAGGAGUUAUGAGGAAUAUACCGCCGACUUCGAGGAGGAAGUGGAACUGAUAGUCCGCUCUCCCCCGGAAUCCUCACCCCAUUCCCCUGCACUUGGAGCGUGCUCGAUUAGCGGCAGUUUGUUUUUGAGGUGGAUGAAGCUGCGUGUCCUUAAUUAGGCGCCUGCAGACAGUGUCCUUUUCGCUCAGCUGGACGGGAUGACCUUUGUUGGGGGUUUGGAAAUUUAAAUUAACAGAGAAAGUACUACAACUGCGACGCUGCGGCUUUGAUGAAACUUGACAUAGAUUUGGAUUAUUUCUUGAUAAAUUUUAUGUGAGACUACGAACUCGCGCUGUCCAGAAACGAGUGAAAAUGUUAUGGUUGAAAGCCGGCAAAUGUGUGGCGUAUUUUUGCGAGUUUUCGCAUGAAACGAUUGCUGCCUAUUUCUACCGUAAAACGUAAUUUUUCCACAAAAAAGUUGUUUGGGUGGAAGCUGGCAAGGAUACGGCCAAAAAUUUUUUUUCUCUAUGACCGCCCUUCGCAUUUCGCAUACUCUCCCGGCCUGAAACAGUCGUUGCAUAUCUCUGUUGUGGCUGCAAAGCAAGAGAUAAGAUUUUUAGAGAUUGAUUUGUGGCCUAUGCCUGAUACGUGUGCAAAGCUUAAGAAAAAUUUGAAGCGCUGCACGUGGAGUACCUCCCUUGAUAACUUGAUUUUAAAGCUUUCAAGACAGGGCAAAGUCCUUCCGAGAACUGAUUAAAGAAGUUCAUGAUUUUCUGCAGACCCAAAAGGUCGGCUACAGCCAAUUUCCUGAUCAACCUUGAUCAAAGUUUUGCGAAUUUUUUAUAAUUUCACGGCGUUUUCUUAUGACUCAUUUGUCGUUUUGUAAUUUUCACAAGAUGUUUUGUCUUGAAUCACUUGAAAUUUUUCAUAAUUCACGAUCAAGUGGUUGGAGAGGUAAAUGGGGAAGAGUAAUUGACAAAGGGCGAAUUAGUGUCAUAAAUUUGAACCUUAAUCGAAAAUGGUUAAUCAUCAGUAAUUGGGUGGGAGAAUUGGUUUGUAAAGUGUUUGUCGGCGUGAUAAAUUGAUGAUUGUUUUUGCACAUCAAACCGUGGAGGUCUUAAAUUACUUGUAUAGGGCUUCGUUGCUAUCAGUCUGUCGGGAAAAUAAUGAGCACUCUGCCGCAUCGAAAAUUGCAAAAAAAAUGAAUUCUGUCGCGACGAAAUCAAAUUGCUUUUCACUUCAGCGACGCGACCGGCGUAGCGACAUUGCGUCAUUAUUUUCCCGACAGACUAAUACAGAGAUUUUACCUCUAGGCCUUCAGGGCCUUCCCAAAAAGUUUGCUGAUUUCCAGCCUUAUUGCAAUUAUGUAAAUACCCUCCCCAUCCCUUCGCCGUUGUUUACCCCAAACAUGGUCGGAGCAUACAAAAGGUCCUUUCUCCGUUUUUGUUUUCCGAAAAUUUGCGUCAAUUUCGGGCUGAAAACUUUCUCCGAAAGUGCGGCUGAUUUGCAUCGCUCUGAUAGACGGACCCCCUUCUUUUGUGCUGCGCUGAAUUUGUGAUAGCGGGGAUUUGAAUAAAUUCGGGGAUUUCGGUGGCUUUGAAGUGCUAUUGUUUGGUGGUCGCUUUGUCCGAAGUCUGGGAUUUUGAGUCAGUCUGGCUCGAACUGAUUCUUUUUUGAAAUUCUGGGAGUUGAAGACAAUAAAAGGUACCUAACUCCUUCUAUUUCAAACCGUUUGGUUUUCAAAAACCCCUAAAAAUCCCGUUUUCGAUUCCCGUGCCCUAAGGCCAUCCCUCUUCUUCUUCUCCAUUUAUCAGUCCCAUUAUAUCCGAAUGGCCUCCAGCGAUUAUCUAUAGCCAUUCCCAGAUCAUAUACAGCUACCAAUUGCCUGCUGAGAAAACAAAUUUGAACGAGCAAACCUGCAAUGGGAGAGUCGGUUUCGGGGCCGAGAGUACUUCGAAAAAUAAAAAAUUGUUUUUUUGGCGGAUCAAGGGUGAUUUGAGUGGGAGGUGGGAGGAGGCGAAUUCAUGAUUAUGAAAAAACACAGGAACUCGAUUUAUGUGUCGUAGGUGUGUUUGUGGGGUGGUCGUUUGUGGGGCAGGAGGGUGGUAGCUGUUGGGAAUUAGUUGUUUUUUAGCUGACGGUAGAGCUUGAGAUGCAACUUACAGAUAAACGUAAUGUUACUACCUGCCUGCCGGGAAAAUAAUGUGCAAUAUGUCGCAUCAAAAAUCUCCGAGAAAAUGAAUCGUGUCGCUAAAAACUCAACUUGCUUUUCACUUCUGCGACGCGAUCGGCGCAGCGACAUUUCCCUCAUUAUUUUCCCGACAGACAGGUACAUCAAAAUCAGAGCUAUUCAAGGCCCAUGCAAGAUUUUUGUUUUACGUCUUCACGUACAGUCAGGACUUUUGCAGUUCAAGAGCCAUAAAAUUCAGCCUACUUUAUGCUUUUUAACGCAAAAUUAAUUGAAAAAUUUUUUCAUGCGACGUUUCUUUAAAGAAUUUUAUUUUCUAGAUUUCCUGGCUAUCUAUGCUAUCUGCCUUGCAGACAAAAUGUCAGGCAGUAUCCUUGCUGCAUCUGAAAAACGCGAAUUCUCUAAAAAAUGAGAUUUCGCUCUUUUCCAAAGCGAAAUUCAUAAUUUAUCAAGCCCCCGCUCUUUUUUGAAUAAUUGACCCGUUCAACAAACCGUAUGCUCCUCCAAAUUCCUCCAUAUUUCAAUUAUCCGGCUUCAGCUCCUUCCGACUCAAUUUAUUUUCCCCGUAGGCAUGCAGAUGGAUCGCUUAAUCAACCAAAUUUCCUGAUCGGGAUGACAAAUUGCCUACGUAAGACGCCAUCGUGUUUCUUCCUGUUUUUUGAUAGUUUGUCUUCGGCCCAAAUCUUCGCUGUAUAUAAUCGCGUUUCUCUUUCGAGCGUCAGCUGUGCCUGGACGUCUGAGCGGCUUGAUCGUCAGUCUUUUUUAUAGCAUGAGGAAGAUUUAGAGGUUCAUGGAAAUUAACUGUUUAUAAGGGGGUUUUAACUGCCUUUGUUGCCAUACGUUAGUCAAAAUCAAAUGGUGUUUUGCAACGCUUGCAAAGCACCAUUUGCCUUUUUAAUGCUCACGUCUUACUCGGAAGACCUCGAUUUCUUAUUCUUACAGAAAAUUUGAUAAGAUAACAGUACAAAAGCUCCAAAAAAUUGAAAAACUCAAGCGAUCGCUCAAUUUGGUCGCUAUUUUGAUUUUCUCGCCUCGUACAGCGCUUCAUAAACUUUCCUUUUUUAUGAAUAAUCCCCGCCAUGAACAGAAUGUUAAUACUAAACGUUUUUGCAUUCAAAAACGUAGCGGUUUGUUUAUUUAGCCGGCUUAAUUUUGGGGAGGAAAGGCUUCAGCCGUUUUUUCUGCGGCUUUGCGUUAUUAUUUCGCUAAAUUGCAGCGUUUUUAUUGGCUGGUGCACUAUUAAAAUUUUGGUAAAUUCUGCAACUUUCUCCAUAAGAAAGUUGCGGAACCCACAUUACUUCAAACCGCCAGCCCAAAGAUUAAUUUCGGCUUUAUUGGAGGGGACAUGCGGCCACUCAUGGGACAAUUUAGCCAAUUUCCGGCGACAACUCGACCCUCCCGCAAAUUCCCUCGCCCUGAUUUCGGUCUCAGGCUUUUUUCCGCGAACUGCCCGAGGCAAUUUCGGAAAAUCCGCGGGGCUUUUUGACAAAAUCCGCUUAAGGCGCUUUUUGCGGAUUUAAAUCCGCAUUAUGAUGUUGGGGCUGGAGAGGACAUAUCGCUCCGCCGAACUUGAAAUUAACUCCUCUUGGCGACGGGGGCGCGCUAAAAGUGGGGAUUGGAUUAGCGAUAAGUGAGUGGGGCAAAUGGGUCCGCUCGAGGGGUUGGGUGGUCGAUUUCGAGGCCGGUUGGCUAGGCUGUUGAUAUUAUUGCGGGAAGAUACGAACUUCCAGUGAGGUCAGUAUCAGUCUGUCGGGAAAAUAAUGAGCAAUAUUUCGCAUCAGCAGUCAUAUCACCGCUGAGAAAAUAAAUUAUGUUGCAGCGAAAUAAAAUUGCUUUUCACUUCAGCAAUACGAUUUGUGAUGCGAUAUUGUGCUCAUUAUUUUACCGACAGACUGAUUUCCAGAUCUUGAAAACUACUAAUCUUUUGUGUGUUUUCGGAUUCUGCCAACGCUCUUAUUCUCUCACAAAAAUUUCCACAGUAACCUCGUUCCUUCCUCGAUGCACCAUUUCCAAAUUUCAUGCUCGUAAAACAAACUUUGAAGGCCCCCCCCCCCCUCAAACCGCCCGCGCCGCAGCUGAACCUGACACUCUCCUCCUUAACGGAUUCAAUUUGAGUUGCCUGAGGGCAUCUCGUUCUGUGUCAUCACGAGACUUUUAUUUGGUUAGUCCUGAAAGCCUGUAUAGCUUCCGAAAUUCAAUUUACUCAAUCCCCGGCCCCCGAAAAUGAGGCCGCCAUUUCAGGCGUGGUUGGGCCGCAACGGAAGGAUGGAAUGCGGCUUCUCCGUAAGAUUUCCGGCCGAUUUUUUCGUUGAGACAAUGUGAUGGGCUUGGAAUCGGAGCGCCGGCGGUUUUCUAGAGGGUUUUCUAUGUCAAGCGGUUUAUUUUUACGAUUACUGUGGGGGUUUACAUCUAUUUUGGUCUUAAAGCUUAUUGGAUUAUAAAUUAAGGACCAAACUUUUAACAUAAUUUCAAAAAAGGCCAAUCCUUUAACAUAAUUUUGAAUUGUAGUGCCAUUUAUUGUCAAAGCCACGCAUUCAGCACCCCCUCUCGUCCUUAUAGCUUUCGCUUUUUGACUGCAUAUUCAGUUAAUUAUAGUAAUAUAAACCAUUGUCUAUGAAAAAUUACCCACAUAAGCCGUCUUCGAACACGUCUCCUUGUCUCCCUUCAUACUCUUUUUAACCGAGUAAUUUAACCGCAGAAGCCGGCUUACAAAAAGGUUUACGCUCCCCUUUUGUAUCAUUAAAUAAUAAUUAAAUUCCGGUUAGUUUCUCAUUAAAAUCUUCAUUUGAAAUCCCCUUGAGGCGUUCAAGAGGCAAAAUGAUGCGCAUUGGGAGGGAAGCGAGUGGAGGAAGAGAGGAUUCUAACCAUCGACUUCAUUACGGAGUAAUGCAGUUUGGGUUGAGAGGGUACGACGGGUAUUGUAGGGUAUGGUAAGAGGGGAUUUUGGGGAAGAAUUAUGAAUUUUUUGGAGCUGUUGGAGUUUGGUGAGACAAAAGGCGUAGUACACAUCAAUUUGGUAUGAUGUAGGUAUUUAAAAAAAAAUUAAUUUGAAUAUCACUCUGUCGGGAAAAUAAUGAGCACUCGUCGCAUCGAAUAUCUGGGUAUGACGAUUAUUUUACGGUAUGGUAAGAGGGGAUUUUGGGAAGAAUUAUGAAUUUUUGAGGGUUUUCAGAGUUGGAGCAGUCAAAAGCAGUUGAUUAAUAACUAGUAAGGAACUUUUGAAAAAAAAAAUCAAUUUGAAUAUCAAUCUGUCGGGAAAAUAAUAAGCACUCUGUCGCAUCGAAAAUCGCAUAGCCGCCGAGAAAAUAUCAGUCUGUCGGAAAAAUAACGGCGGAUCGUCGCAGCAAAAUGUCUCGCCUCGCCGCGAUCGCGCACCAAAUCCCAAGUCGCGGCUUGCAGUCGCAAAGCGAUGAUGAGCGAUUCCGAGGCGCGACGAUCCGCCGUUAUUUUCCCGACAGACCGAUAAAUUGUGUCGCGACAAAGUCAAACUAAUUUUUACUUCAGCGACGCGAUUGGUGUAGCCACAUUGUACCCAUUAUUUUCCCGGCAGACUGAUUCACUUGCCUUUCGACUAUUUCCAUAGUCUUUUGCACCUCCAAAAAUCCCCAAACCGCUUUUGCAGCCGAUUUUUUGCCCGAUUUAACCCGAGAAUCCGCGAAUUCCACCCAACGAUAACCCCGAUUCCACGCACCCCGAUAUCUAAUCUCCCUGUAAUCUAAAUUGUCAUUACAGCCCGACCUGACACAAAUAGCGCUAGCGGACGGCUUUUUGCUGUGUUUCAAAAAUUAAUUAAAACAGCCUCGAUUUAUUGUUUCUGAAGCGGUUUUCGAAUGGUAAUUCCACAAGGGUAAUGAAGCAUGUUGUGGCGAGAGUCUUGACGUGAUAAAAAGACGAGCGAAAAGGGUGGGAAAUUAGAUUAGAAGAGUUGCGGGGACCAGUGUCAGGUUGUUUUUUGGGGGUCUUGUUGCACUGCCUAGGUGUCCGCAAAGUUUGAGAUUGAUAAAGAACUUGUGAUUACAAUUUAUUAUAUCUCCAUUUGCAAUGCAAGUCAGGCUUGUUUUGCAUGUCGAUUAGCACCGAGACCAGUUUGUUUCCACCUGUCUAAAUUUUAAUUUCCCAUGCCCACCUGAUUUCCCGUGUUGUUGUAGGUGUUGUUGGUCCUAAUCCGCCGCAGGCGCAGUUACGUAAAUCCGGUUCUUGGUUACAUUUUUGGAUAUAAUCCUAGGUUCUUGGGGAAUCAUAGGAAAAAUAUUUCAAUCUUUUUUAUCGACUAGCAACGGAUUUAGCGCUUGUAUCUUUAUCUCUCUUACUGUUGAAUCAUAACGGCAUUUUUUUCGAAAAAAUGCAGUUAAGACUUUUUACAACGGGCUGCAAGAUACCAAAGUAUGCACUCCGUUUGCACUGUCCGCUAGAGGAGUUUUUGGCCUUUACAGAGCAAAAAAUUCAGGGUUCCAGUGACAGCGGAAGAAAUCUUAUUGCACGGUGCAAAAACCCUAUUACACGGUACGAAAUAAACUUUUGUCUUCUCACUUUUUAUGUCGCAAAAAUCCCCUCAGCAACUUUGCAAACGGACUAGUAUUCAUAGUAAAAAACUUUCGUUGUACGGAGGUUUAUUUUAGUCGAAAAUUGGCCCCUAGAACCCUUGUAAAUGCUUGCUAUAGCCAAGUUUUUACGUACAUUGCUGAAAAUUUACCCCUGCAGCCGUAUUUACAAAAACAAAAGCCAAAAAACCCCCAUGCGGAUCUGUUUUUUGCUCCCUUUUUACCUGAUUUUUGCGACCCGUUUGAUCCCGGUUCGCCCACGCUGCCCGUGAAACGGGCAUGAUGCCGUUCGGCCCCGUCCUUCUCGAGUAAAUUCGCUGUCCCCGAGACCACUAGUUUGUUUUUCACGCGCAAGAAGACAAUUAAACCGGCAGAGGAGGCAAAAGAAUGGGAGUGGAAUUUGGUUUAUCCGUGCCCGUAAACAGACCUGAUCAUUCCUAAUGCAUUAAAUAUUACGCUUCUUUCUUCGUUUUUUCUCGUUCUGUUGGUAGUUUACUACCUGUUAGGUCUAAUUUGGGGUCUCGAUGAUUACAGCUGUGGGUUGUAGAGCUAAUUAGAAUUUUGCGAAUGUUUUCGGCUACAGAUUAUGCGUUGUUUACAGAAGCUCGCGUAUUUCGAAGGGAGGGUUUUGUUGUUCCGAAUUCCUUUUCUUUGGAAUUUCUAAUAUCUGCGAGAGAUAGUGUAAGAAAUUUGUUAAAAUUGUGUGGCUAGCUGCUGGAGCGCGCAAAUUUGUAAUCUUCCGGUGGUUUAAUUUUUUUUUAUUGACCGUCAUUCGUCAUGUGGCGCUUUACCUUCCUGGUGCGUUUUAUUAACUGGUUUCGUAAAGUGUGUUGCCAAUAAAAUACUAUGCAACGGAAAAAGAUUAUACGAAAAAAAUUUCUGUCGGGAAAAUAAUGAGCAGAAUGUCGCAGCAUCGAUCGUGUCGCUGAAUUGAAAAAUAGUUUGAUUUUUCCGCGACACAAUCUAUUUUCUCGGCAGCGAUGCAAUUUUCAAAGCAACAGAGUGCUCAUUAUUUUUUUGACAGAUUGAUAUCAAGGUUUAAUCACCUUUGCCUCAGAUUUGGAUCAUUUUUUUGUCUAAAACGAUGAGAAUUCGCACAAAAUACGGCCCCUAAAGUAUUUUUCUGCCGCACCUAGCGUACGCUCUCGUCCGUUAAGAGCAAAAAAUUACUCCUAUAACGCGCGAGCUAAGAUUCUCAAUAUUUUUACGUGGCAAGCCCUACUUGCCUGCAAAAUUUAGAGAAAAUAUAGGUGUCGCCUAAAACUGUUCCCUUCUCAGCCGGGAGAUUUUUUCCCUGCUCAUCUUCAACACAAAGCCGAACUUAUCUCGCUGAAUCUAGCCUAGAUUCACCCCGAAAUUCCGAAAAUAACUGCUGCCGUUGACUGGUUGCGUUAGUGCUGUCUCCAUUUCUUUCUCGCCGCUGCAAGAUAAAAAAUAGAAAGAUGAGCGGCGAAAGGAAAUCCGUAUCCGCCCGUUUUUUGUGAUAAAAAUCCCGAAAUCUGCCGUGGGGGUUUGCGCCCGAAUCAUGUUGUGUCCGUUUUCAUGUUCUUUAUUGCCGCCGUGAUGGAUUGGAGUUCGGGAUUUCGGAUUUUGAUCGUUGAGAUUGGGUCGGGAAAAGGUCGGCUUGAACCGAUGGGCUUUUGCCCUGCGGCUGUCUUUGCGUUCCGUGAGAUUUGGGGCUUGGCGUUGUCUUUUCUUUCUCCGAAGAGGAGCCUGAGGCGUUUUUUCGUGAGACAAAAUUAUAUAUGAUUAUGAAUACCUCUUUGUUUGCGGUUUUAUAAGAGCAUUAUCUUCGUAUGGCCGAGUUCUUCGGACUCCGGUCCAGGCGUUAGGGAUUUUUCAACUUCUGCCUUUGUAAUACUCCAUUUCUCAUCUGUACAGUCUAUUUUACUCGUAAAAUCACCCGCCCCUCAUCCACCCCUAAAGAUGUUCACCCAUCCCGCGAAUUGACCCUCUCACCCUCAAGGACGCUGAUUUACAGCUAUUUUUCGGCGCUACUUUUACGGGCUUGGACUGUAAAUCUUGAAAGACUUAAUGCCAUCUUAAACCCUCGUGUUAUACGAUCGUGAACUUGAACUUUCGGAUAUAAAGGCCGCGGAUUCUUCAGAUUCUCUCAGGCUUGUGGUGAAACCUGCCGCACUGUGCACCAUGUAGCUUUUUGUCUAGAUUGCACUGCGUCCUGUAAUAUGGCAGAUUGUUGAUGGAUAAGAGAGCCCGGAUAUGGAUGAUGGAUAAGGAAAAGGAGAAAUACGACUACGAUGCAGCGGAUGGGUGGAUAUCCUUAAUUUUGAAGUGAUCAAGCCUUUAUUCUCUAUGAAGCAAGGGCCCACCGGUAAAAGCCCAUCAAAGAAGAGGAAGAUCAGAAGGGUUUCCUGGGCAUCGAUGACUGAUCCAUUGACAUUUUAUCAACAUCACUGACAUCUUACGCCUAUUUGGUUCAAAAUAGUUGUUUCUUAUGUAUUACAGUCCGCCAUACUCUCACUACACACACCACAAAGUAGUCUCGCCUUGUAGCAACACACCUCUCGUCAUCUUUUUUUCACUCAUUCAUUUUUUGCAACUUAGGAUCCUUAUUACUCUUAGGCACUCGCAUACACGUCUGAUAUAGGCAUCACUGUAGGAUUUUCACAUUAGCGCCUAUAUAAUCAAAAACAAUAAUGUCGGAUAAGUCAUCCGCAAUUUUUGCAACGCACUCCGCACCAAUAUUUGCCGCUCACUAUGACCUACAAUCACUCAUACAAUCACAAACCGCAAUCACCAAGAAAUUCACGUUUGUUCCGCACCAUACACACACACAAUUGCACUCACGCUAACACAACACGCUUUUGUUGUUGUUUUGUCCCGUCUUGUCCACUCACUGCACACUUAUUUUUUGCUAGCACCUACGUUUAAUGUAGAACAAAAGCACUAUACGUUCACACACUAAUCACCUGUUUGUUCAUGCACUAAUCACUGUAACCACAAAACACGCACAAACGCACACACAUCUUAUUCAAAAAGCACAAAAACACUGAGAAGUCGAAAAAUGCACUGCACUUUGCACAUUACCGCACUUUUUAUAAAACAAUGCAAUCACUGCACCGUGCACACACAGCAUUGCCUCACGAUGAGCACAACAAAAAUUCACUAGCUUCACACGGAAUUCCGGACCACAAUUUUGCACAUUGCAACACCCACACACACUUUUUGCGGCACCUUCACCACACACCUUAUUGCAGUGAAUAUUAGACACAUCACAGUGCACAUUAGACCACCCCAUCCUUGCUAUAGCACGGUGCACGCACACGGCAUCACUUGAUCAAUUCACUCACCCCGCUCUACGAGGGAUUUACUGUUAGUCCGCCGCCCCACUUUCACCCCCAUUUCACAACACUUUCACCACCCACAACUUACACUUACACUCAUAGAACACCCUGGUAGUACAAAAACACCUAGGAAAGAGACGGUAGCUCACGCCUAGUCCCACCGCUUACGAAGCACCGGUUAAGACAAUUUACACUUUAUAGUCUACGUUUUUCAAGCAAGAUUUUGCAGUUUAAAUAGUCUUCAGUAAAAUUUUAUUGCUAUUUACGACCACUGUUGUCGUCACUACGCCCUUGUCUACGCACAAUCUUCACAUUCACCUAGUCCAAAUCACUAUUAUUACCUUGUUUUUCGCACUUUCACUCAAAGCAGAAGUCUGCACUAUGUCUGCCUGCGCAAUGCACAGCACUCAUAACAAGUCUCGUCCCAAAAAAACUCAAAAACAUUGUAAAUGGUAUCUAUUUUUGUCAACGUGACACAACGCACGGUGCUUACGCGCACAACUGUUAUUACGAAUAAAAAUUUUGCACUCACCGAUGAACUUUGCAUUGUUGUAAAUGAUUUUUUGAGCACAUAAACACGUUAUACGCACAGUGAAAAUUGGAGGUUGAAUUAAAAAAUUUUUAAACUUCGAAAAGGUGAAGCCAGCGUUGAAAUAAAACUAGAGCAAAUGUUAUUAAUGCCCUAGAAUGUUGGCUAUGAUAUAACAAACAAUUCCUCUUCAGAAUCCCAUCGUUAUUCAUGGAUGCGAAGCGGAGUUACCGACAAAUUUGUCAAGGUCGACGAGAGAGUUUAUGUUUCAAUGGAUGGCACUCUCUACUUCUCGUACAACGUCAAGUCCGACGCUGAUACGUAUGCCUGCACGCUGGCUUUGAACGGGCCACGCUCCGGCCAAUACGGUCCAUUCUUCAACUUGGUACUGCCACAGACCACGGAGAAUGUAACGUUCGCUCCUAAAAUUGAUGAGUAUCAGCCACAAGUGUUCCCGGAGGUCCCAGUUCGCGGGCAGAUCGUUCAAAUCGAAUGUUUUGCAUAUGGAUUGUAAGUUUUUACAGUAUGAAAUGACUAAUUUAUUAGGAUAACAUCCGUUUUUGAUCAUGCUCUUUUGCUCUUGAAACCCUCAACGCUUUCUUUUUCAGCCCCGCACCCACCUAUUCUUGGACUAGAAUGGAUGGGAAGCCACUGUCCAAAAGACAUCAAAUCACAAAUUUUGGACGCGUCUUGAAGAUAUUAGCUGCUCAACCAGAGGAUGCUGUUGUUUACAAAUGCACGGCAACCAACGAACGUGGAGUGGCUUCGGCGGAACUUCAUCUGGUCAUUCAAUGUAAGGAAAUGCAGAAAAAACCUUGGCUUUUGUACAGACAGCCUUUAUUAUUUCAAAAAUUUCAAUUCCAGCGCCUCCAUCAAUCCUCCGGCCGCUCAAAGACACGAUGACCUCUGUCUACUCUGAAGUCAAGUUCUCCUGCCCUUCGGCGGAGCCAACUCCCGGCCACGGCUCUCAUAUCGAAUGGUUUCGGAAUGGUCAGCCUUUGGUUCCGAUUCUCAUGGCUCCGGAAGAUCGAAAGCGUCUGAAACUCAAGGGAAAUGACUUGAUUUUGAAGGAUGUUCAAGAAGAAGAUGAGGGAAUUUAUCAAUGUCGUCUGACCAACGAGAUCGGAUCAACUGGCUCUAUUGCAAGGCUUACGGUGAAGAAUGUUUCACCAGCUUUCCAUCCGAAUAUCUUUCCGCAAAGAGUCUUUGUGGUAGAAGGAACGCGACUUGUAAGUUGAGCAAUGCCUUUUAUAAUAUAGUCUUUGUUACAAACAAGUUUUAAAAGCAAAUUUUUUAGCUGCUACCGUGCCUGUAUUACGCGAUACCGCAUGGAAAAGCAAAGUGGCUGCGGCACGAUGGCUCCAAUGCAAAAUUCGAAGAGAUCGUAGAGAAUAACGUGACCUUACUGCUUAUUGAGAAGUUUACCAAAGCUCAUUCGGGCCGAUAUGAAUGCAGAGCAACAAACAAUGCGGGCGAAGCCUCAGCGUUUGUCAAUAUCACCCUAAUGAGUGAGUUUUGGGCCUUUAAAACCUUAGACACCACACCAGCAACUAUUAAUUAAAUGAACUCAAUUUUUAGCCAAGCCAAAGGUUUCGAUUAGUCAGUCUGUUCAGCAAGAAGACGAAGGCGGCUACGGAAUUCGUCUCACUUGCGAAGCGGAGCUAGAAUGCAGCGAGAGCGACGUUUGUCCGGAGGCUCAUUUCGAUUGGCAAUUCAACGAUCAGUCAGCCAGGAUGCUGGCCAAGAAAGGACGACUGAAAAUGCGACAAUUUAUCAGAAGUGCAGAGGAUCCCGGGCACGUGAAGCAACGAGCGGAGCUUGAUGCAUCGGCAGCGUUUGUUAACCACAAUGUGGGAAGGUUUGCUUGUUCUUCUGUUUUUGGUGGCGCAAGUGCUGAACUGGAGCCUUACGGAGGAAGCUCAAUGGCAACGGCAUUUACUCCAACACAAGUCAAGCUCUUGGAAGUCCUGCCGACAGCGGUCAAGCUGGCUUGGAGAUUGCCGUCGAUGGCGAGGAAGAGCGAAGGGAUUGUAAGUAAUGUUUGGUAGUUUUUCGCAUGAACUACUUUGUUGUGGAGCCUCAAAGGCCUCUGCAAUUCCCACAGAAAUUAGCAUAAACCAACUCAUAUAAAAGCAACGUCUCGUCACCAAUUUUAAGAACAUAAUCUUAUUUUCCCUUUCCCGGUGUGGUCUUCUCAAUAAACCUUAUUCCAAAACAUGUGUCUUUCCUGAGAGCGGUGGUCCAAGCGCCACCUCUACUUACCUAGGUUUGAUCGUACACCACAACUUAUUUUUUUAUCACUAACGUUAAUUUUCAGGAGGCUAAGCUCGAAGGUUAUCAAAUCGAGCGUCGCACACAGUCGGAUCGAACUUGGCGACCGGUCUCUCAGGCGCUCUACCGAACGCAAGACAAGAUUAUCGGAUCGUAUUUGGUCCGAGAGCUCUCUCCAAACACGAAGUACCAAUUUCGUGUGCGCACUCAGCUGGCUGAUGGAACCCUCAGCCCGGCUUCUUCAAGUACUGACUGGCUUCAGACUCCGCCCUCACCUCCGGAAGAUAUUGUUCAGAAUAUCCGUUGGAAAAUUCUGGAUACAUCCCAUCUUCUGUUGGAAUGGGAUCCGGUUGAAACUAAGCACACAUCCGGACCGAAUCUUCGCUACAAUGUCACUUGGACCGACUCCACCAAUGAUGUUCGUCAUCAUUACGACAUCGUUGAUCAGCCGACUCAUGUUAUCGCGCUGAAGGCGCUAACAUCCAAGGAGAAGAAGAGCGACGAAGAUUGUCAAAUUAUUGCCGUGGGCGUUCAACCACUCAACGAUCUCGGCGCUGGACCAGCCGCCACAGACACAGUAGUUUAUGUGACUGGCCAUGGACCGAAAAGGUUUGCCGUUGACGUUGUUCUAAACACCUACAACGCGACGCAUCUCAACCUGUCGUGGACGUGGGCGCGAGCCGGCGAAUGUGAGAAUGUCAUAGGCGCGCAGAUAUCUUGCGUUGAAGUCUUUGACGGGCCCGUGAAAGAGGUCACCGAACAAAAUGCAGAAUUCAACCUGUCCAUAGCCCAUUCGUAUAGCCAGUGGCUAGUCGGUGGCCUGAAGCCGUGGACCGAGUAUCAGUGCUCCAUCGGAGCUUUUGAUCAAUACGGAAGACGAGGAAGGCAGAGCUUGACGACAAAGCCAACCAGGACGGCCGAGCCGGCACCAGUUCAUGCGCCGGAGAUAACCAAGAUAAAGUUGACGGAAACACUAAGUGGCUAUACCACGCUGAUCGACUGGACGGCGGUAAAACUGCGGACUGUUGGGAAUUCGACGGCUAAUGAGAGGGGAUACAAGGUGAGUUGAACAUAAAAAGUGAGACUGUCAGUCAGUCGGGAAAAUAAUGAGCACAAUGUCGCUGCACCGAUCGAGUCGCUGAAAUUUGAUUUUGCCGCGGCACAAGUCAUUUUCUCAGUAUCGAUGGUACCUUUGAUGCGACAUUUUGCUCAUUAUUUUUCCGUCAGACUCGUGUUUGCCAAAAAAAGUAUUGCCCUUCUAAAUACUAUGAUUUCAGGUUUACGUCUACAUAAGUGAAACGGCCGAGAAGCCAGUGGUCCUCGAUCUUCUUGAAUCUCAACUCCAAGACCCAUCCAAGCCUUCAGCCAGGAUUGACGGACUAAAGUUGAUGUUCUACUACAAGAUCCAAGUUGCUGGCUUCAACAAAGGCGGCACCGGACCUCGAUCUCAAUCCACAACAAUACGAAUUGGGGCUCCAGACCAACCCUCGUCCGCUCGGUGUGUUUUCUGCAAUCCCGCUGCAAUCUUGAUCGUACUCCUCCUCAGGAUACUCCUUUAG